AUGAAAUAAUAUUUAAUCAAAUAAAUGGAAGAUAAAAAGUAUUUAUGAAAUGAUUAUUUAAGAUAGAAAAUUAAAGAAGAAGAAGAAUUAAAUAAAAAAUAAGCUUAAGUUUGGCAAUAAGAUUUACAAAUGUAUAAAACACAUGAGAAAUAAAAUUUAAAUUACAUAAAAGAUGGAAAUUUGA
Messenger RNA from Paramecium sonneborni, 184 nucleotides. The record is from the annotation of a GenBank genome assembly. NCBI's taxonomy places the organism in Eukaryota, Ciliophora, Oligohymenophorea, Peniculida, Parameciidae.